CGGCUGGAAAAAGCGGUCGACAACAGCAAUGCCACACCAAGGCACGAUCGAUGGACUGGUACUUGGACGAACAGAGCACGGCGCUGCAGUACUACGCUGCGACGCCGGGACAGCGCACCUUCAAGGUCCGUGUGGACGCGAUGUGCGAUUAUGUCCGUCCCCUUGUGCUAAAGGCGUUUAUCCAACGCUCCAAAACAUGGGACAUCGUGGCUGUGGACGGUGACCCUCGAACACCCGACCUCUUGUGGCAGGAGUACGAAGAUUUAAAUUGGAAGGAAAUCCUGCGUGGCCAGGUCGUGGCCAACUCGUACUGUGUGCGGAAAGGUCUGUCGCGUAAAGCCCAACUGUCCAUCUUCCUCUCCAAAUACAUUCGCAAGAAUCCUGCGUGUGUCUUGAGCAAGGCGUUGCCGCAAACGCUGGUCGUGGAUCUCUGGGAUGCCUUUGACCAGAGUUUGGCCGACCUCGGCAUCAGCUUCCGCAACCGCCUCGAGUCGUGCCUGUGGGAAGUAAAGCAGGUUUUCGACCCCGAAAACGCCGACACGUACGUCGCGGGCGGGCGCUGGAUCAUGAAGCCUAGUGCGACGAACAAGGGCGCAGAAGUCAACGUGUUCAACACCUACGACAAGUUCAAGGCCAUCAUUUCCGAGUGGACUGACAUCCGUGAAUGGGUCGUCCAGGCUUACAUUGAGCGGCCGCUGCUUCUGAGGAAGCGAAAGUUUCACGUUCGCGUGUAUGUCGUCGCGGUCGGCGCGCUCGAAGUUUACGUGUAUCAGAACGUGCUGCUUCUCACCUCGUUGAACGCGUACGACCCUGCGAACGUCGACGACAAACUGUCGCACAUCACCAACACGUACCAGCAACAAGACCACCCAAACUUUGUCGAGGCGGACUGUGUGUUGCUGCUCGAAGACAUGGAGGCUAUCCUUCAGGAAGACCGGGGGCUGUCGCCCGCCCAAGCCAAACGAGUCACGACGACCAUGCUCGCCGACAUUGGUGCCAUCACAAAGGACGUGUUUGCCGCGUAUCGAGGCGAGUUUUCGGUUUUCCAGCCCUUGCCCAACUGCUUUGAAGUGUACGGCGUUGACUUUAUCGUGGACGACGACUUGCGUGUAUGGCUCUUGGAGGUGAACCCUGGCCCGGAUUUCAAGCAAACGGGCAAUCGGCUGCAGCCGUUAAUCCAGACGCUGUUUGAAGGCAUGGUCGACAUCGUCACGGACACGUUCUUCGUCAAGCCUGCCACGCAACGCGUGUACCCUGCCUUUGAAAAGGUGUACAGCGACAACUGGGGCACGUCUGCCACCAUGACGUUUCGAGACGACUAGGCACUCGAUCUCGUUGGAAAACGCCCCAUGUCAAUCCUCGCAGGACCUGGCACUCGUUUGUGGCAGCCUCGAACGCCCGCAGCUUUAGAUAAAGGUCGCAGCUUUAGAUAAAGGUCUCAGUCGAAACCACGUCCUGUUGAGUUUUGCACGUAAAGUGCUAUUGGGUCCG
Messenger RNA from Aphanomyces invadans, 1491 nucleotides. RefSeq lists its product as hypothetical. Gene Ontology annotation, cellular component: P-body. Gene Ontology annotation, biological process: protein modification process. The record is from RefSeq and is a predicted model, not a curated record. Lineage: Eukaryota; Oomycota; Saprolegniomycetes; Saprolegniales; Verrucalvaceae. Bases 51 to 1322 code for a protein of 423 amino acids. The transcript is spliced from 6 exons.